UCCUUCAAUUCAGUGGGAAGACGCGCCUGCUGCACACACGGUGGCAAAAAGAUGGCCUCACCAAGGACUAUUACUAUCGUGGCCCUUUCUUUUGCUUUGGGUUUAUUUUUCGUGUUUAUGGGGACCAUCAAGCUCACUCCACGGCUAAGCAAAGAUGCAUAUAGUGAAAUGAAAAGGGCAUACAAGAGCUAUGCUAAAGCUUUGCCAGGCCUGAAAAAGAUCGGCAUCAGCUCCGUGCUGCUCCGUAAGAUCAUCGGCUCUCUGGAGGUGGGCUGCGGCGUGGUGCUCACCCUGGUACCGGGCAGGCCGAAGGACGUGGCCAACUUCCUGCUGCUGCUGGUCAUGCUCGCUGUGCUGUUCUUCCACCAGCUAGUGGGAGACCCCCUGAAACGCUACGCCCACGCUCUAGUCUUUGGUAUCUUGCUCACCUGCCGACUGCUCAUUGCCCGCCAGAGUGACGACCGGCCGGAGAGAGAGGACACUAGAGAGGAACAGCACAUCAACGACCAGGAAAAGAACAAGGUUAAGCAGUCGUAAGAUCUUCUUCUACCUUGGUCCGAGCCACAAUGAAGGGAACCUGGUGCGCCCUAUGGAUUGUAGUAAUUUCAAUUUUAAAGGAAUCAGUCACUUCCAGUAAUAACAACCCUCACACCCACCUCCUGUCGCAUCCAGCUGGCUGACUGAUUACUUUCACCUACUCCUCUGCACCUUUACUGUGAAACGGAUAACCCCUGAUCCAUCCAUCCAUCCAUCCAUCCAUCCAUCCAUCCAUCCAUCCACUACGUAACCGUGGACAAUCAUACCUGUGGAAAUCCAUGAGUCUUAAUAGUGAAUCAAUUUUCCCUGCUUAUUUCAGUCCUACACUGUGUUCAAUGUGUUUUGUUCUUAUACAAGUUUCAUUUAUGUUUCAGAUUGAUUUGAGAAUGCUGUUUUUCAUGAACCGUUGUAGCUUGUUUUUUCUAAUUUGUUUUUAUACUGUAGGAGAGAGAGAUCAAUAAUUUAUGAAUUUCAAUAGUUCAAGCAUGUGUCAUUUGGUGAGGAGUAUAGAACAUGAACCAAAAUGAGCACUUUUGAAACAAUUUUGUACUAAUUAUACAUCAACUGGUAUUACAUAUCCACAUUUUAUUUUGAGGCAGUGUUAACAUAACAGAUUGCAAUUUUAGAAAGAAAAACGUGUAUAAAUCCUUGUUCAUUUUUCAUCUCAGUACAUUUUUUGUAGAAGUGCGCAUGAAAUCCUUUCUCCCAAAGUAAAAUAAGCUGAAUAUCCUCUUUCUCCUUUCAGUUCAGUUAUCACGGGGGAGUUGUUUAGUUGGAAAGUACAGCGGUUGCUGCCUCAGGUGUCUGCUGCCAGCUUGUACAGCAGAACAUUACCAAAUCAGAAAAAAGUAAUUUUGUCUGUUCAAAUGGAAAUUUACCUUUUGUAAUUCACAGAUAAAGUCUUAAAUAUAUUCACUGUCUCUUAAAAAAUUCUGCUGAUGAGUUUGGUUUGACUUUUUCUGUAAAGAUAUUAAAAAAAAACAUUCCUACACAGUUUUGCUUCGGGGAUGAAAUCUCAAUUGAAAACCCUGUCAGUUAAUUUUGAGAUUCACAAUAUUUCUGUAAAUUAUAUACUUAAAAUAAAGAAUUGGAGGUGAGACUGACUAAA
Messenger RNA from Centropristis striata (black sea bass), 1645 nucleotides. It is a transcript of the gene tmem35, whose product is annotated as transmembrane protein 35. Gene Ontology annotation, cellular component: endoplasmic reticulum. Gene Ontology annotation, biological process: chaperone-mediated protein complex assembly; positive regulation of protein localization to cell surface. The transcript is spliced from 2 exons. Gene Ontology annotation, molecular function: acetylcholine receptor regulator activity. The coding region runs from base 52 to 537 and encodes 161 amino acids. NCBI's taxonomy places the organism in Eukaryota, Metazoa, Chordata, Actinopteri, Perciformes, Serranidae. The record is from RefSeq and is a predicted model, not a curated record.